AUGAGCAGGUUUCCGGAUAGAAUGUUUGCCUUAGGCAACGAACCGGAAAAUAAGAAGGUGAACACCUCCUUUCAGCUAACCUAUCUUGACACAAUCAGUUUUGCUCUCGAGGAAGACCAUAUGGAGAAGCUUUCAUUGUCUCAGUUUGGAAAACUGAUGGAAGCAGGCCUUGAUUGCUCCAAGUUGCCACCUCCGAAAAAGCUCAAAGAAGACCAGGUCAAUGCCGAGACUAUUGAGUUGUUUGGUUCAGAGAAGAAUGCGACUCCUGGAUGGAUUGCAACAACACUUGCUGGCAGACCAUACAAGGACAAAGAGACUAGAUUUAAGCUAGCUUGCUUACUUCUUAUCGAUGGGAUUGUAUGCCCAACUUCUAGGAAUGCAAAGAUCAGUGCCGAGCACAUUAUGAUAUUGCAGGAUGUUGAUAAAUUCCUGGAAUAUCCAUGGGGUCGGAAAUCUUUUGAUUUGACCAUACACAGCAUCAAAACGAGGACGGCAACGACAUCUUACCUUUGCCAGCCGACGUGUGCAUUUCAGGGGUUUAUACAUGCAUUACAAAUGGUUAUUUUGGAAUGUGCUCCCGCUAUUCUCAAGAAGGAUCUGAAAGGAAAAUCAAGCGAACCUAAUUUGGUGGAUGAAGACGAUGAGGACGACGAUACCCCCAGUAUACGUCCUGGUUCUAUGAAACCCGUAAACAUCUCAAUGCCGCAUGUCAAGUCUCUUGACAAGUCUCAGAAGGUGGCUGUGAAAUCAAUUUUGCUGGACGACGAGAAUAUUUUGGAUGAUACCGACUUGGACCUGGAUGAUGAUGUCCCAGACAAAAGUGUUGACAACUUGAUCGCCGCAAUCAACGACGGGGUUAAGUUUUCAAGGAAAACUUGGAUUGGUGGUGAAAACGCAGGCGUUCAUCUAAAGAAUCCUAAGGCACCAUCUUCAUCCUCCCGGAAUACACCUUCGGACGGGAAGUUCGAUUCUGCUUCGGCUGCGACUAUUGAUAAGGUUCUAGAUGCCAUUUCCGUCAUCGAAUCCGAGAUAAAAAGCCUUCGCGCAUAUUUCGGUGAUCUCUGUACCGAAGUCUCUACCGCUCUGUCCACUUUUAAGCAACAACACCAGACUUUACCAGGGGCUUCAUCGGUAGUCAAGCCACCUUCUCAAACAAAGACUAAGAAGAGGGUUAAAUCAAUUCCAAUUCGCAAAAAGCAUGUUAGGUUCCAACAGAUUUCUUCUUCUGAGGAGACUAAGUCAUCAGAUUCAUCUGAAGGUGAUGACAGUGAUAAGGUAACCAAAAACAAGGAAUCGGCCAGUUCUUCUACUGAUGGCGACGUUGCUGCCCAAGAAGACAGUGUAGAGGACGAAUGCGAGGGAUCUCGUGAUGCUGGAGACCAUGAAAGCCAACCGCAUCUUGGCGCUGAUGAUGUCCAAGAUGAUGCAACACUCGCGCAAAAUCAAAUUGCUUCAGUGCUUUCUGAUUUAUCCGCAACUGUCCAAGUCAAUGUAGAUCCUUCCGAGAACCAGCCAUUUGAUCAAGUCAGUGAACCAAGCCGUGUGAACCCAGUUCAUUCAUCCGUUAACCAUGCCAAGGAAGUCACGGAUCAGCAAAUGGGAGACGACGGCCAAGCAAAAGAUCAAAUUGCUUCUGUGUUUUCUGAUUUAUCCGCAACUGUCCAAGUCAAUGUAGAUCCUUCCGAGAACCAGCCAUUUGAUCAAGUCAGUGAACCAAGCCGUGUGAACCCAGUUCAUUCAACCGUUAACCAUGCCAAGGAAGUCACGGAUCAGCAAAUGGGAGACGACGGCCAAGCAGAAGAUCAGGACACUCCGGAAGAUGCCUUGGCUGCUGUCAAAGAGAACCAAGUUAUUGCCCCGCCCGACCCUCGAGUCUCAUCCCACGAGCAGGUGUUGGGCGAUAUUGAUCCUCCUGGUUGGUCUCUUGGUCUCACACAGGAAGAGAAGAAUAUGGCUCAAACCUCGAAGAAGGGUGAAGAAGCACAGCUACCUACUCGUAAGAGUAAACGACUACCCGUGCCUUCAACACAGAUGUCCGACUUUGUAGUCCCUCAACCUAAGCGUGUUAAGAAGAAUGUGAACCCAUUACAGCUGUCUCACUUCUUUCCAACACCCAAAUUUGAACAAGUAAUUCUCCUCCAAAAUAGGAUGAAGGACAAUCGGAAUUUGCCAAGAUGGGAUGGCGUAACCCUCUCUGUGAACAUCUUGAAAGAGAUCGUGGACUUAAAAUUCCCGAUUUCAGUUGUGCUCCAUCAGCAGUUUACCAAUCCCUCUAAAAAGAAACUUGUCGCACUCCCAUCUGGUUCAGCUGCGUAUGUGAAAGCGAGGCGCUCAUGGUACACACAGGUCGCUCGCAUUUAUUGCCCCUACCAAGUCGACGACAGAUACUGGGUGGGCCUAUGCAUCGAUUUUGAGAGCCACGAUAUUUACGUACUGAAUGUCUUUGCAACCCUAAAAGAGCUGAAACUCAAGACAAGCGUCGCACCACUCGCGCAGUCUCUACCACAUUUCAUCAGGAGAGUCGCUUACAAUUCAGAGAUGAAAGCCGACGAUCUCACGCCAUUCACAAUAAAAAUUGUGAAACCAAUCUUCCAAACCUCGAUAUCUGGUCAUCUCGGUGUGCUGGCACUUAUGGCUCUUCAAUUGCACGCUGCGAAUAUGUCUCUAGACAUUGUUGUUGCUGAUGACAUCGUACGGGAUGCAUCUCUGAAGUUUGCUUAUGAUCUACUCUGUUUACUCGAGCCGCCGUCUCUUUCCGACGUCGUCAUUCCACAGGACCCUACUAAUUGA
Messenger RNA from Eutrema salsugineum, 2790 nucleotides. RefSeq lists its product as uncharacterized. NCBI's taxonomy places the organism in Eukaryota, Viridiplantae, Streptophyta, Magnoliopsida, Brassicales, Brassicaceae. The transcript has 12 exons. Gene Ontology annotation, molecular function: cysteine-type peptidase activity. Gene Ontology annotation, biological process: proteolysis. The record is from RefSeq and is a predicted model, not a curated record. Bases 1 to 2790 code for a protein of 929 amino acids.